AGAAAAGGCGACUUUCUGUCUCACAUCGCCGCAAAGACAAGCGCAAAAUAUGGACAUAGACAUGGAAGAUGCAGCAUCUCGAGCUGCUUCAUGGCGUGACAGGCCGAGUUGUCGUGGACAAUCCAAUGUACAACGUGGUAGUGCAAGGUACCACAGCUGCAAGGUCGUCGGGUGAGCCCACCACGAACCACACAAGGCAUUCGACGAGUCAGUCUCACGGGUCUGAGACUGACUCCGACUCUGGUUGGACAGAGAGACCUCUCGACAGAGUUUGUGCAGCAAGGUGUCGAACACAACGACAUGCUAGUAGUGCUUUGUGCUGUAGUGUGCCCUUUCGGCCAUUGCCAUCGAUCGUCAUGCAAAGAGAUCACAGCUCCAUCAUAUCGACCACAUCAAAAGCGAGGAUGCGCCUGGAAGUGGAAUAUUAAUAUACCUCGUGGUUUUAUAUGCUUACGAAACUGGAAUAUAAUGUUUAGGCAACCAGCAUACAAAACACAAGAGUAGUGACUAUUUCCUUCAAAAACGCGCCAAGAAUCGUUGGAUUGGCUUUCAGGAUUAUCCCGCGCCGCCGAUGGAUUGGGGAUGCGUGAACUGUUCGUACGAGAACACGGCCCUGGCCCCGCGCUGUGAGAUAUGCAGAUCAAGCCGCCCAGCUACGACGCAUGCCGAGGACAUGCCAGCGAAGAAGCGGCCACGAGUCACGCCCACGGCGGCAAAAGGGAAGAAAAAGGGUGGGUGGAAGCCAACGGUGGCUGCGUUUCAAGAGGACGAGCGAAUGCUGGCCAAGAAAUUGAGCCAAAUGCGCGACUGCUUGGGAGAUGCAACUGUCGACGACGAGCAGCUGAAGCAUCUGCUGAAGAAGAACGCUGGGAGUGUGAGCUUUGCGAUUGCGUCGUACUAUGACACCAUGGCGCGAACGGAAGCCAAGGCGACGAAGAACGACAGUCAGUAUUGGAUCAACCAGAUGGACUACUCGGAUUACUACCUUGGUGUGUGCACGGUGGAAGCGCACGUCACUCGUCGCGACGACGGCGCGCUACGAGCUGGCGCGCGGUAGGUAGUACAUGUGCUCUCGAUUCUUUGCAUCUUGUUCACGAUGUAGGUACAUACUGUAGGCUCAACCUUCAAGUUGAAGGUUCCAUGCUGCGUAUCAUGAGUCUUAAAGGAAUCGUACUGGGUCGCAUCGACGAAGCGUGGGAAAGCAUGGUGCAGCCCCUCAUCAAUUGGAAGAUGAUCAAGGUCGGCGCGAACGUGCUGGACGCCCCCGCGCACACGACCGUCUUCUCGCGGUUCCAGCUGCAGGUCCAUGUGUUUGCCGCGCCAUUGGUGUGGAAUGCGCUCCAUUUCCAGGAGACCAUGGCGUCGGCGACGGUCAAAGAGCACCUGUUCCAGCUCAUGGACGUCUUGCACAACAAGCACGUGGUCACGCCGACGUCGGCCAUGAAGCUGCCGGGGGACACGAGCGACAAGAUCAGCGCCGACGCGAACGUGGACGCGCUGUACGCCACUGCGGCCACCGUCGAAUCGCGGUACGAGUCUGCCCAAGUGCAUGCCAAACUGCACGGGAUUACGCUGCGGUCUUAUCAAGACCAGGCGCUGCAGUGGAUGCUCCACCGAGAACUGUACGAGGACACAUCCAGCGACGGGAGAACGAUCGGCCUCGCGCUGCGAAUGAAUGCAAAGCAAGCCAGCGCACACGAGCCAGAGAUUCACCCGCUGUGGGAUAAGCGAGAAUGCACCCAUGGCCAUAACCAGUUCCCGACGCCGUACUACAUCAACACAUUCGAACGCCUCGUGUCACUUCAAAUUCCGCCUCCGCCUCGUCCUUGUCUGGGCGGCAUCUUAGCCGAUGAUAUGGGCAUGGGCAAAACCAUCAUGAUUCUCGCGCUUGUGGUGGCUCGUACUUCUGUCUACAUGGCCGACCGUCGAUCAUUAAAGGCCAAGUUCCAUGACGACGAUCAUACUGGCAAGACCAAACCCGACUCUGUCCAAGGCAAGACGUUGGUCGUGUGCCCGCUGAGCUUGCUGCAUCAAUGGAAGCACGAGUUUGAAACACGGGCGCCGUCGCUGUCUGUGCUCGUGUACUACGAAAACAAAAAGCUCCAAAGCCAGGAUUUGUGUGUCUGCGACGUGGUUCUGACCACGUACGGCGUCGUCAGCAGCGAGUUCGAGCACAAGAGCGUCAUCCACAACGUGUCAUGGACCCGCUUGAUCCUCGACGAAGCGCAUUCAAUCAAGAACAAGACCACGACAUACUUCAAAGCGUGCAGCGCCAUCACGGCCACGCAUCGAUGGUGCUUGACGGGCACCCCGAUUCAAAACUCGCUCGACGACAUGUUGGCCCUGCUCACGUUUCUUCGCUAUGAGCCGUGGAACAAAGUCGAGUGGUGGAAUCGAGUAGUGGCCCAGCCGUAUGAAAAAGGCGAACACUGCGCACUCGUGCGCUUGAAGGCUAUUUUGCAGCCGAUUCUGCUGCGCCGGACCAAGGCGUCACGAGACCCCGUGACGAACCAACUGAUUGUGCAAUUGCCGCCCAAGUCCAUUGAUAUUGUCCGCUUGGCAUUUUCCCCCGAGGAGCGCCAGUUCUACCAAGCCGUAUACACGAAAAGCCAGGGCGAUUUCUACGGAUACGUGGCCAGCGGCACCGCGGGGGCGAGUUAUGUGGCCAUUUUCGCGCUGCUUCUGCGCCUCCGACAAGCAUGCGACCAUCCGUUUCUGGUCGUGGGCAAGGACACGGACCUGUCACUGAAGAAGGCAAAGCCACCACCGGCAACUCACGACGGUCAGACCAAGGAAGGGUACUAUGCCGACUUGAGCGCGGCCAUGAUGCAGACGAGUAGUUGUUCGCAGCAUCCCCCCCGAGAAGAGCUGUACAUCAAGAACCGGAUUUUGGAAAUUCAAGACGAAGGGCUCGAGUGCCAGGAGUGCCCCGUGUGCUUGGACGUGCCCGUGGCGCCCGUGCUCACGCCUUGCGCGCACCUGAUGUGCCACGCCUGUGUGGUGGCGUUCUUAAGCAACGGCGGUUGCUGCCCAGUGUGUAGGGCCCACAUCAGCCCCGACCAACUGAUCCGAGUCGACCCCCCGGACAAACCAACGACAGGCGACAAUCCCCCCGACGACGACGACAACGGCACCGCACCUUUGUGGGCUGGAAGUGCCAAGUUGACGCAACUCGUGGUGGAUUUGAAUUCGAUUGAAGCGGGGCGAAAGGUCGUGGUGUUUUCCCAGUGGACGCACAUGCUCGACUUGAUCCAAUCCACAUUGCACCAACACGGUACAGUAGGAUAAGAUACCGUUACUAGUAGUAAUACUAGUCCGUCGUCCAUCCCCUCGAUACGAGAUUGAUCCUAUGACUUGCAGGGUAUACACAUUGCCGGUUUGACGGGUCGCUCAAGCAAGAUGACCGGGAAAAGGUACUGCAUCGGUUCAACACACAGCCGGACGUGCAAGUGCUCGUGAUUUCCCUGAAAGCGGGCGGCGUCGGGUUGAAUUUGACGGCGGCGUCGGUCGUGAUCAUGAUGGAUCCGUGGUGGAACCCGGGCAUCGAGGACCAAGCGAUCGACCGCGUACACCGCCUCGGCCAGACGCGCGACGUGCUCGUCAAGAAGUACAUCGUGGAGGGGACGGUGGAGGACAUGAUCCUGACGCUGCAGCAGCGAAAGGCCACGCUCGCGUCCACAGUGUUGGCUACGUCCAAAGCCGGCGCAGACAACGACUGGCGGUUGAGUCUGGCAGACUUGCUGACAUUCUUUGCCUAACAGUUAAUUCGAACAUUUUGUGAUCAUGUGA
Aphanomyces astaci is the source of this 3789-nucleotide messenger RNA. RefSeq lists its product as hypothetical. The coding region runs from base 1141 to 3288 and encodes 715 amino acids. Lineage: Eukaryota; Oomycota; Saprolegniomycetes; Saprolegniales; Verrucalvaceae. The transcript has 6 exons. Gene Ontology annotation, molecular function: metal ion binding; ATP binding; ATP-dependent chromatin remodeler activity. The record is from RefSeq and is a predicted model, not a curated record.